Molecule: messenger RNA, 3022 nt
Organism: Beta vulgaris subsp. vulgaris (sugar beet)
Lineage: Eukaryota; Viridiplantae; Streptophyta; Magnoliopsida; Caryophyllales; Amaranthaceae
Exons: 6
Coding region: 441-1049 (202 amino acids)
Source: RefSeq, a predicted model, not a curated record
UCAAUUAUUCUCUUCAAGAUUUCAGUUUAAUGACCCAAGUGGUUAAGAAUUGGGAGAAACAUUAAAACCAAAAUAAAACCCCAAACAAUAAUUUUCUCUCUCCUCUGAUUUUAUACCCCGUACUGUGCAUGCUCAAUUUCCGCAUUUUAUAGUGGGAAUUUUCCCAACCUUAUUCAAUCAAAGUUGUAGAUCUUAAAAAGUUAUUGAACUUAGACCCAAAAAUCACUUGAUUUGGAGUUCGGAGCUGUGAGUUAUGGUCUUUGCAAAUUUGGUGUUGCUACCUCCAUUUCUCUCUCCUCUGUUUUUAUUCCGACAAUCUAUUUCCCCAAUUAUCUACAACAUGCAAUCCAAUUCUGCUCUUUCUUUCUGAAUCAAAGUUGUAGAUUACUUUGAGCUAAUGAAUUUGGGCACAAAAAUCACUUGAUUUGGAGUUCGGAGCUAUGAGUUAUGGUCUUUUUGUAGAUCACUUCGAGCUAAUGAAUUUGAGCACAAAAAUCGCUCAAUUUGGAGUUCGGAGCUAUGAGUUACGCCUUGCACAAGUUCAGCAUUACUGUUGUACUUUGUGUUGCGUUGCUGCCGUGGUUGGCUUGUUUGCCUUGUUGCUGCCAUUAUUUUGGUAUUCCUUUCCAUAUGAAGGUCGUUGUUGGAGUAUGUAUAUGGAGAUAAACUAUGAAGUUCGAGCUAUAGUGGUUAUCCAGAAUGUCGAAUUAUUUGAAAUUGUUUCAAGCUUUGUAUCAACUUUUACCUUUGAAGAUUAUAGAGAUCGUGGAGUUCGUUUUCAUUGUUCCUCAAUCAUUCGGUCUAAAAGAACAUGUACUCCAGUUCCACCUGAUCUUGAGAAAACCCUCCGACAACUCAAGAAGACACAAAAGAAGAAAAAGCAGUCUGCUAAUCAGGGAAAAACCACAGAAGAACCAACCGAAUCAAUCAUGCCCCUCAAGUCAUUGAAGUUUUAUGGGGUACCUUCUCCUGGCAAUGUUCCCACAAGCCCUACUAUGCCUGAUAUACAGGCAGCAUCUUCGAAAUCAAGCCUGAUCUCAUUAAUCUAAAGACCCUGCAAAUCAAUUUACAAUGGUUUCAACAACUCUGUCAUAUCGUUAAUCAUCAAGAGGUCACUCCUGGUCAGUUGAAGGUCAUGGUCUUCGAAUUUUCAUUAAAGGACAAGGCGCAAAAAUGGCUAAAUGAUGUUAAUGAAACUGAGUGGAGUGCUAUAUCUGAAGCAUUCCUGAAAGAGUACUACCCUCCCACCAAGACUGUAGAAAUAAGACAUAAGCUUGCUACCUUUCAUCAAGAACCCGAUGAAACACUGAAGGAAGCAUGGAAUAAGUUCAAGGACCUACAGAGAGAAUGCACACACCACAACCUUGACAAGUGGUUCAUCACGCAAGCAUUCUACAAUGGUCUAGUACCCCAUAUCAAGAGUACAAUUGAUUCAUCUGUAGGGAUUGUCUUCCUAGAUAAGGAGGUGGAUGAAGGGUAUAAUUUUCUGGCCAACUUAGCAGCGAAUGAUCAUAGUUCCUCAAGGACUAUUAUAAAGAAAAAGUUGGAUGCUGAUGCAUAUGCCUUGUUGUCUUCACAAGUAGCCCAGUUGAGCAUGAAGAUGGACCCCCUGAAAUCUUCGCAGUCUAGUACUCCUCCUAUGAGUAUUAAUGCGAUGUCUUCCAUGGCUCCUAUUACUUCUUUAUUUUGUGAAGUGUGUGGUGUUCAAGACCACUUUGGUCAUAAUUAUUGCUACAAUCACCCUGAUCCGAAUUAGAUGUAGCAUGCAAAUGUUUUUCAGCAGAGACCUCCACACAACCCAUACUCUAACACAUACAACCCAGGUUGGAGAGAUCGUCCUAAUUUAUCCUAUAAAAACAAUAAUGUUCAGAACCCUCCACCUAUGUCGCAAACAUCCUACCAACUACCUCAUCAAAAUCCACCACCACAACUGCUAGACAACAAUAUUAUUAAGGGGCUCCUCAGAACCCUCCUCCUGGUUUCAUUAGGCCUUCACACCAAGGCUACCAGCAGCAGGCUUCUCAGAAUGCCAGCUCUCAAGAACCCACUAUGUCCGAUCUAAUGAAAAUGAUGGUUUAUAUGCAGAAAAAUCAUGAGGAGAGCAUUAAGGAGUUGAAGAACACUACCAAACACUUGGAGACUCAACUUGCUCAAGUGGUCGAAAAUAAUGCACAGAGGCAACCACGUUAUCUGCCAGGGCAACCCAUCCCCAAGGAGACUGUCAAUGCCAUUACACUUCGUAGCGGCACUGUUUAUGAUGCUCCUCCCAUGCCCAUUGAUGAUGCCGCUCCUAGCAACGAGAAGGAGGUGGUAGAAGAAGAAGCGGAGAAGAGUUCGAUGUCUGAGGUCGAACUAGCUAAGAAAGAUCAGACUAGAAAGCGGGAGGAAAAGGUUUUUGAAAUACCUAUUUCACCAAGGCUACCUUUUCCCCAUAGGAUGCAAUAGUCAAAGGUCGAGCAACAACUUGAAGGAUCACAAUGCAUCCGUUUGGGACAAUUUUGAGUUAGAAUGAAGCAAAGAGUUAGUGAAAGAAGUGCCAAAACUGACACCUGUUCACUAUUUGGAUCAUAACUUCUAAUAUAAAAUUGAUAAUAAAGAAAUUUUAGUUGGGUUGGAAACUAGACUUCAAGAGCUUUCCAAUAAUAUGUCACACACCCCAAUCCGACUUCUGGUUUGAGAGAUACAACCUUUGCAAGUUGAUGCAAAAUCGCAAUUUUUUCGCACGGUCGACCGGGCGGUUUCACCCGACCGGGCGAAAUGAAAUUUCACCAGGAUGCAAGGCAUGUUAGCCCGGUCAACCAGGCGAGAAAGGAGCCAAAAUCGCUUGCGCGCCCGACCGGGCAGAAUUGUUUCUUUGUCGUAGUUUGACAAUCACCGUCGCCCGACCGGGCAGUUUCUCGGGACGGGUUAAUUUGCCUUUUUUUAGCCCGUUUUGUAAAAAGUAUAAAUAGAUUUUUAGAAUUUUAGAUUAGACUAUCUUAUUUUUCUACGUUUUUAGGGUUAAACACUUAGUUUUUCUCUC